GAGUUUGCAGACACCGUCCAAAAUUUCUGUUUAUUUUUGUGGUAGCACUCUAACUCAGGCAGACGUCAUUUAUAUGUGAACCUAUCGUUUGUAUUCAAAUUUUAAUGAGAUUUCUUUCGCAGAUGGUAGCUUGAAUGAAAAUGGAAAGUUUCAUAGAAGAAUUCUUUUUGUAUGUAGCCAUCUACAUUCAGUACGCUUAAUAAUUUGUCUUCUUUUGCUAAAAUAAUAAAUAACGCACAAAGUACAGUCGAUUGAGGAUUAUAAGGUAGUAAACAAGACUAUGCCAUUUUAUAAUCCAGACAAACUGGCUAUCAAAUACUACGUGCCCCCUCAAAAAAAAUGGUGCGAAAUCGGUGUUUCCGUAUACCGGGUGGGCGUUGCAAUGUACCAUUCGAGUCUUGUUGUAGAUGAUGUAGAAUGGCAUUUUUGGGAAGGAUAUGGAGUGGAUCCCAUCCCUCGUUAUUUUGAUGCAUUACAAAAUGCUUAUGUAUCAAUAAACCAUGUUCCAUUUGUUACAUACGUACCGAUUGAUCUUGUGAAAAUUCCGCCUAUCAAUGUGGCUCGCAUAUGCGAGCAGCUUGGUGCAUCGCUAUUUUCUGAAUUUACGUAUGACAUAUUAACAUGUAAUUGUAAUCAUUUCACGAACGCAGUUUUAACAAACAUUAAUAGUAGCGUUUUUGGUCUCUGAAAAAUUAAAGUAUGAUUUAUGAUGUACUACUAUAGGUUGGGUUUAGAGUCAAAGAUGCCAAAAUGGAUUAAUCGGCUUGCAUUUACAGCGGAAGCAUUUUGUGAACAGUUUCCCUUCUUGCGUCAGUGGAUUGAUGUUUUACUUAACCGUUCAUCCAUUACCGAUUCCAUUAACCCUUCUUCUAAUGAAAAAAUUGACUGGAAGAAAUAUGAAGAGAUGAUACGCUACGCUAUGGAGGAACAAUUUUCAGCAUCAGAAGAAGACAUAACGUCUUACAACGAACCAUCAACAAAGAAGCACGGAGAAACACCAUCUAUGACCCAAUUAGAUUCUAACAUAUAUAGAAAUGUUUAAUCUCUUUGUUUUGAACCAGACCUUUAUCUUAAAAUUAGUUUCAGUUUCAUAUACACGCUAUAAUAACGGGGAUUUAAUGAAGUUUUAGUGACAGUGUAAACAUUUCGACGCGAAUAAAAAAAUUUAUAGGAGUUAAAAAUCGAAAGAAGGCGCCGUCAACACAACGUUUUGAAUAAAGAUUCGUUUAAUAAAUAUAUUAAAGAAAUCUGUUAUUUUUUCUAUACUUCUAUUGAAGGAUUUGAAUAGAAAUGUAAGAAAAAGAAAGCAACACGAUAAUUUAUACAGAGACGAGUAUUAAGCUUUUUUUAUAAAAAAAAAUGUGUGUUUUUUGUUUCAAGUAAAAAGAAACGCUUUAUAUAAGAUCAAAAUUUAAAGAGACAUGAAUGUAUAAAAAUUUUUGCUUCUUGUCGCCUUGUGUAGUGUGCUUGACUUUUAUUUUUUAAACAAUACAUUCGAUACAAAAAUAUUAAAAUUUUUACAUGAUAAAAAAAAAAAACUUGCUUAGCAUUUGUUUUGUGUACCACGCAGUUAUUAAACAAAUUGAAAAAUGAUAUAGGAUAUUAUAAAACAGAUAAACUCCCGUCACAUACAUUUUUCUUUUCUUCAAUUACAACACUUUAUAUAUGCAAUGCUUGUUGAAUCACCUCAUGUGAGAGAAUCCUCACCAGAAUUUCACGUACCGAAACCAGUGAAAUGCAAAAAACGAUGUCCUGCAAAAUCCCUUGAUUCCAGUGAAAAAAAAGUGACUGUUAAAAAAACUUUUGAUAUAACAAAAGAUAAACAAAUCGUAUUAGACUAUAUGAAAAGUCAAAAUCGUCCAUACAGUUCUCAAAAUAUAUUUGACAAUUUACAUGGAGUGAUAUCCCGUGCACAACUUGAAGCUAUAUUGAGUGAGCUUUCAAUGCAAGAAAACUACAAUACUGCUUCUCUAAUCUGUAAGGAUUACGGAAAAUCCAAGGUAUACUUGAUUCAUCAGGAAGUUUUUCGUAAUGUCAAUGAUCAAGAUAAGGAAGUGAGUACUGAGGAUUUGCAAAAAGUUGAAGACGAUAUAAAAAGCAUACAAAGCGAAAUAAGUGCUCUAGAAACACAAUUAUCGGAAUGUAAAGAUUAUUGGAGUAGUUAUGAUGUUGCUUCGCUUGGGCUACUUUUGGAAAAAGAAGAAAAAGAAGUUAAUGAAAAUAUGAUAGAAUUGGCUCAAUUAAACGAAGAACGAGAAGAAAUGAGCGAUGAGGAUCAAGAGUUAUUACAAUUGUCGGUGGAAGAAAUUGAAGAACUCGAAAUGUUGGCUGAAAACGAAUUGCGCCAAAGUAAAAAACGCAAGUUAAAGUGUUAUGAACUUAUAGACGUGGUCUCCGAGUGUUUAAACAUAUCAGUAUCAGAUGCCGUUGAAUUGUUAGACUUAGAAUUAGACCCUGAUCCUAUGGUUACUGAGCCUUUGGACUAACAAAAACAAUUGACAAAGUAUUUUUGAGGAACGAAAAAAAAUUUUGUCGUUGUUUUUUAAGUUACCUUUUUG
Molecule: messenger RNA, 2558 nt
Organism: Hylaeus volcanicus
Lineage: Eukaryota; Metazoa; Arthropoda; Insecta; Hymenoptera; Colletidae
Product: homologous-pairing protein 2 homolog
Exons: 13
Coding region: 1671-2486 (271 amino acids)
Biological process (GO): meiotic joint molecule formation; homologous chromosome pairing at meiosis; meiotic strand invasion involved in reciprocal meiotic recombination
Cellular component (GO): DNA recombinase auxiliary factor complex; condensed nuclear chromosome
Molecular function (GO): deubiquitinase activity; recombinase activator activity; double-stranded DNA binding
Source: RefSeq, a predicted model, not a curated record